Messenger RNA from Balaenoptera musculus (blue whale), 2406 nucleotides. RefSeq names its product GATA binding protein 3 (gene GATA3). The transcript has 6 exons. Gene Ontology annotation, biological process: embryonic organ development; cell fate commitment; regulation of epithelial cell differentiation. The coding region runs from base 572 to 1903 and encodes 443 amino acids. Gene Ontology annotation, molecular function: RNA polymerase II cis-regulatory region sequence-specific DNA binding; zinc ion binding; DNA-binding transcription factor activity, RNA polymerase II-specific. Gene Ontology annotation, cellular component: nucleus. NCBI's taxonomy places the organism in Eukaryota, Metazoa, Chordata, Mammalia, Artiodactyla, Balaenopteridae. The record is from RefSeq and is a predicted model, not a curated record.
UUCCCUGUAAAAAAAAAAAAAAAAAAAAUACUGAGAGAGGGAGAGAGAGAGAGAGAGAGAGAGGAAAAAAGAGAGAGACGGAGAGAGCGCGAGACAGAGCGAGCCACGCAAUCUGACCGGGCAGUUUCUGCUCUCCCAGGUCACACGCCUCCUCCUCCUCCUCUCUGCUCCUCGCUACCCAGGUGACCCGGGAGAGACUCAGUCUUGGAGCCGUCGAGUAGCCCCCGGUGCAGAGGAGCCUCACUUGCAGAAUUCCAGCCAGUCUUCGCCCCCCUUUUACAAUUUGGUCCCCCUUUAUACUCCCAUACGUAAUUUUUGGAAUUUCUUUUUUCUUUCUCUUCUUUUCGCUAAACUACCCAGCAAAGAUUAAAAAAAAAAAAUCUCAUUUGCUCACCUUUCCUUCCUAGCUUUCCCAUUUCCCAACUGAAAACAAAUCUUUAAACGACCCCCACCCCUCCGACGGCAGGAGCACCUGCAGAGCCUCGUAGCCCCCGACCUCCCAGCCCAACCGCCCUCCGUCUCAGCGCGCGGGUUCCGGGCCCGGCGAGAGGGCGAGAGCGCAGCCGGGGCCAUGGAGGUGACGGCGGACCAGCCGCGCUGGGUGAGCCACCACCACCCCGCGGUCCUCAACGGGCAGCAUCCGGACACGCACCACCCGGGCCUCGGCCACUCCUACAUGGACCCGGCGCAGUACCCCCUGCCGGAGGAGGUGGAUGUACUUUUUAACAUUGACGGUCAAGGCAACCACGUCCCGUCCUACUAUGGAAACUCGGUGAGGGCCACCGUGCAGAGGUACCCUCCGACCCACCACGGGAGCCAGGUGUGCCGGCCGCCUCUGCUGCACGGAUCCCUGCCCUGGCUGGACGGCGGCAAGGCGCUGGGCGGCCACCACACCGCUUCGCCCUGGAACCUCAGCCCCUUCUCCAAGACGUCCAUCCACCACGGCUCCCCGGGGCCCCUGUCGGUGUACCCCCCAGCCUCGUCCUCGUCCCUGUCGGCGGGCCACUCCAGCCCGCACCUCUUCACCUUUCCGCCCACCCCGCCGAAGGACGUCUCCCCGGACCCGUCCCUGUCCACCCCGGGCUCAGCCGGCUCGGGCCGCCAGGACGAGAAGGAGUGCAUCAAGUACCAGGUGCCUCUGCCCGACAGCAUGAAGCUCGAGUCGGCGCAUCCCCGCAGCAGCAUGACCACCCUGGGAGGGGCGGCGGCCUCAGCCCACCACCCCAUCACCACCUACCCGCCCUACGUUCCUGAGUACAGCUCCGGACUCUUCCCGCCCAGCAGCCUGCUCGGGGGCUCCCCCACCGGCUUCGGAUGCAAGUCGAGGCCCAAGGCCAGAUCCAGCACAGGCAGGGAGUGUGUGAACUGUGGAGCAACGUCUACCCCACUGUGGCGUCGAGAUGGAACAGGGCAUUACCUGUGCAAUGCCUGUGGGCUCUACCACAAGAUGAACGGACAGAACCGGCCCCUCAUCAAACCCAAGCGCAGGCUGUCAGCAGCAAGAAGGGCAGGUACGUCCUGUGCAAACUGUCAAACCACAACUACGACUCUCUGGAGAAGAAAUGCCAAUGGAGACCCUGUCUGCAAUGCCUGCGGGCUGUACUACAAGCUGCACAAUAUUAACAGACCCCUGACUAUGAAGAAGGAAGGCAUCCAGACCAGAAACCGAAAAAUGUCUAGCAAAUCCAAAAAGUGCAAAAAGGUGCACGACACGCUGGAGGACUUCCCCAAGAGCAGCUCGUUCAACCCCGCCGCCCUCUCCAGACACAUGUCUUCCCUCAGUCACAUCUCACCCUUCAGCCACUCCAGCCACAUGCUGACCACACCCACGCCGAUGCACCCGCCCUCCAGCCUCUCCUUCGGACCUCACCACCCUUCCAGUAUGGUCACUGCCAUGGGUUAGGGUCCCUGCUCGAUGCUCAAAGAUCUCCAGGCGAGAGUCCCUCCAGCCCCUUCUACGUGCAUUUUCGCAGGAGCAGUAUCAUGAAACCGAAACCCGAUGGAUCUAUAUGUUUUUGCAGGCAGAAAGCAACACGAUGUUUGCCACUUGGACAGAGGAACCCACUGUGGUGUCUGUGUUCUCACUCCCUGGAUCUGGAUACCAUUUGUGAAUAAGCCAUUCAGACUCAUAUUCCCUAUUGAACAGGGUCUCUCUAGUGCUGUGAAAAAAAAAAAUCGCUAAACAUUGCAUAUAACUUAUAUUGUAAGAAAUACUGUACAUUGGAAGAAGAAGACUUUAUUGCCUCUGUCAAGAAGGCACGAAGGACGCCAUGCAUUUUAAGGACGAUGGGAGAAAAUAAAGUGUGGAAAUUAAGAAGAAACUAGUUCUGAUAUCCAAAUGGACAAACUGCCAGUUUUGUUUCCUUUUCCUGGUCACAGUUUGAUGCAUUAAAAGAAAAAAAAAAA